UUUAAUCACUUGCAACUCUGCGGCUGUUUCUUCUUCUGUGGGACCGGGCCACCAGGAGUUGGUGCCAUUUGGCAACUUUCUUUAAUUAAUUGUGCUAUUAAUAACAUUUAGCUAAAAAUACCAGGGACACCGUUGCUCCAGUUUCAGGUUUGGGUGGUAAAUAUGGAAAAUCCACAAUUAUUACAGUCACGUUUUAUGGACUGAAGGGUAGACUGGACAAACCUUGACUAUUUCAAUCACAGAUUUUCUUAAAUUGGUUCUUCAAUUAACACUGCGCUAAAAUGGCAAUGAUGAAGGUGAAAUUUAACAUGAAGAAAAGGGUCAAGCUGGCCCAGGGCCUCUGGCUUAUGAACUGGUUCUGUGUAAUAACCGGUAUUAUCCUCUUCAGCAUGGGGAUCUUUCUUAAAAUCGAGCUGAGGAAAAGAAGCGAAGUGAUGGAUAAUGAGGAAAGUCAUUUUGUGCCCAAUUCCUUGAUAUUCAUGGGAGCUCUGGCCUGUGCCCUUAACGCGUUUGCAGGUAAAAUAUGCUAUGAUUCUCUGGAUCCAGCAAAAUUUGCUAAGUGGAAACCCAUGCUGAAACCGUAUCUAAUAAUCUGUGUGUUCUACAACGUCUUCGUCUUCUUCAUCGCUGUUGUGUGUUUGGUGACACGGGGGUCACUGGAGAGCACCCUGGCCCACGGGUUGAAAAAUGGGAUGCGGUACUAUAAGGACACAGACACCCCUGGGAGAUGCUUCAUGAAGAAGACAAUUGAUUUGCUGCAGAUAGAGUUUAAAUGCUGUGGAAAUAAUGGCUACAGAGAUUGGUUCGAGAUUCAGUGGGUCAGCAACAGAUACUUGGACUUCAGCUCUAAAGAGGUUAAAGACCGAAUCAAAAGCAAUGUGGAUGGCAAAUAUCUGAUUGACGGCGUUCCCUUCAGUUGUUGUAAUCCAAGUUCCCCCAGACCGUGCAUCCAAAUGCAAGUGACAAACAACUCUGCGCAUUACAGUUAUGAACACCAAACCGAGGAACUGAACUUGUGGAACCGUGGCUGCAAGGAAGCAUUGUUGCAUUACUACACCAACAUGAUGAGCUCAAUGGGAGCCCUGGUGCUUCUCAUCUGGAUCUUCGAGAUGAGUGUCAUGUUCGGGAUGAGGUAUUUGCACACAUGCCUUGAUAGCAUUGCAAACCCUGAAGAUCCUGAAUGUGUGAGCGAGGGCUGGUUGCUGGAGAAGAGCCUGAAGGAAACGGUAAAGUCUUUCUGGGACAUCCUGAAAAGUCUGGGUAAGCUGAACCAGGUGGAGAAUGCUGCUGCUGAGGAGUCCCCAGCAGUUGUCACCGCCAGCUGAAUGCCAGGACUUAUUAGGACGUUUGUAAAAAAUAACGUAUCUUCUCAAAUGUGAUUAUCACUUUGAAAAAGAAAGAAAAGACAUGCUAAACAUCUUACCAUCUACAAAGUAUCCAUACACCAUGCUACUCUGCACGUUACACAGUCUAUCUCCUACAGACUGUAAGCUCGUUUGAGCAGGGUCCUCUUCAACCUAUCGUUCCUGUAAGUUUUCUUGUAAUUGUCCUAUUUAUAGUUACAUCCCCCCUCUUAUAUUGUAAAGCGCUAUGGAAUCUGUUGGCGCUAUAUAAAUGAUAAUAAUAAUAAUAAUAAUAUCAACUGCUAUAUAAACCUGAACACAUAGGAAAAGUAAAUGUAUAUCACACGCCCAAUACAAUCUAACUAAAUAAUGUGAAUAUCCACAGUAAUAUAUGCGCAUUUCACCAAAAUAUCCAUUUUUUUUUUACAUUUAAGAAUGAGUGGUAGCUCUCACUCCUUUAUAUAUAUAUAUGGAACUUGACUAUUUAGAGAAAGUCAAACAUUCUCUUGGAAAUCGUGUUUUCAUAUACUUAAGUGAAUAAGGUCAAUUCUCACCCGAUCCAAACCGUGUAAUAUAUGAUAUGAUAUUCAGAAUUCUUGAAGAGAACAUCAGGA
Molecule: messenger RNA, 1957 nt
Organism: Pelobates fuscus (common spadefoot toad)
Lineage: Eukaryota; Metazoa; Chordata; Amphibia; Anura; Pelobatidae
Gene: PRPH2
Product: peripherin 2
Exons: 3
Coding region: 282-1325 (347 amino acids)
Biological process (GO): visual perception
Cellular component (GO): plasma membrane
Source: RefSeq, a predicted model, not a curated record